AAGUGACAGUUUACAGGAUGAAGUGGAAUCUAUCCAGCGCAGCUGCCGUCAACAGCGACUUCAGUGCUUUGCACAUUCAUUACAGCUUGUGGUGCGGGAUGGACUGAAAGAGACUAAGAUUCUGAAUACUGCAAUGGCAAAAGUUACAAAAUUCUGCAGUCUGCUUCAUUCCACAUGCAGGCUGAAAGAAGCAUUUGAGAAAGUGUUUGGAGCCAAUCGCAGCGUCCCGUCUGCCGUGUCAACCCGAUGGAAUACGACUCUUCGCCUUGUGGAGUCAGUCACUGAGCUGGACCCUCAAAGUCUGAAUACUCUUCUAGAAGCCCAAGGACAUAAAGGCCUGUGCCUAUCUGCAAGAGAAUUGAGUCAGCUGAAAGAGCUUGUGGAUAUUUUGGCCCCAUUUCUUCAAGCAACAGACCUCACACAAGGGGAGAAAGUUGUGACUUUAAGUGCAGUUCUGCCCUGUGUUCUCUCACUCAACAGCCACCUCAACAGUAUGCUGAAUGCAACUCGGCAUCUGAGUGGUUUUGUGAAAGCUCUCCAGAAGUCACUACAAUUCCGUUUCCAGGGGAUCUUUGCAAAUGUCAAAAUGGCUGAUUCAGCUCAACCUGCAGGAGAUCUUCCAUAUGGAGAUAUGGUCUAUAUGAUGUCAGCUGUACUUGAUCCAUCAUUUUGCUUUUUUUGGCUCGAGCAAGAUGUCCUUGGACCAGAUGACGUCAAGAGGGAAGUGAAGGAGAUGAUAAUAGAACUGGUCUUGGCUGAGGCUCGGAAAGUCGCCAUACUUCCUGAGAGCACUAGUGGAGAGGAUGAUAAGAAUGAUGAUGCACCACCUGCUAAAACACCACGCCUUUUCACUGGCUACAGGAAGAAAAGCAACAAGAAAGGUGACCAUGUAUCAUCUGUCAGAGGUGAGCUUGAUCGCUACAUCCAGGUGUCCUCUGAUGAAGAAGAAGUGGACUGCCUAGGUUUCUGGAAGAGGCAUGCCAAAGUCUUCCCAAGGCUCUUUCUUGUGACUGUGAGAGUGCUUGCUGUCCCUGCCACCAGUGCACCAGUAGAGCGGGUAUUUAGUCAUGGAGGCCUAAUAAUGCGCCCUCACCGAGCCAGGAUCAGUGCAAGGACAUUGUCCACCUUGAUCUUUUUGAAAUGUAACCAUUCUGUUGCCUAAUACUUUUCUAGGUCUUACUGACCUCUGGAAGACACACUCAAGCUUGGUGGUGUUUGCCCAGUAGUGCAUUAAGAGAGAAUUAAGAUAAAACAUUCUGAUCUUAAUGUAAGUUUGUUUUUGUUUAAUACUUUUGUUCUAGUCAGAACACCACAAUUGAUUCUUUCCACAAAAAAUGUUAUUGUCGGCACAGAAGUAACGUUGUAACAAGUUGUUAAAGUACUUUAAGUGUUUUGUUUACAAGUUGUUUAUAUUAAGCUAUAGUGAGAUGUUUUGCACUAAAUAGAAGGAUGUUACUGUACUGACAUGAAAAGAGUGUAAUGUCCAGUUAAAAAUUUGAAAAGACCGUAGACAGUCUUAACA
Molecule: messenger RNA, 1522 nt
Organism: Melanotaenia boesemani (Boeseman's rainbowfish)
Lineage: Eukaryota; Metazoa; Chordata; Actinopteri; Atheriniformes; Melanotaeniidae
Exons: 2
Coding region: 134-1162 (342 amino acids)
Molecular function (GO): protein dimerization activity
Source: RefSeq, a predicted model, not a curated record